AUGGAUACUUUUAAAACUCCACAAACUGCUGCUGAUGCAAAAUUAUUUACUUCAUCAAAUUCAUUUGGUUAUCCAACUGCAUCUCAAGAUUUACAAUCACAAGGUCAAUCAGAAGGUGAUUCAAAAGAUUUAGUUAAUGAACCAAAUAAUAAUGAUGAUGAAGAUUCAACAACUUCAGGUAUUGUACCAACUUUACAAAAUAUUGUUGCAACUGUUAAUUUAGAUUGUCGUUUAGAUUUGAAGACUAUUGCCCUUCAUGCUCGUAAUGCUGAAUAUAAUCCCAAGAGAUUUGCUGCUGUUAUUAUGCGUAUUAGAGAACCUAAAACUACUGCUUUAAUUUUUGCAUCAGGGAAAAUGGUUGUUACAGGUGCAAAAUCUGAAGAUGAUUCAAAAUUAGCUUCAAGAAAAUAUGCAAGAAUUAUUCAAAAAUUAGGUUUUAAUGCAAAAUUCACAGAUUUUAAAAUUCAAAAUAUUGUUGGUUCAUGUGAUGUUAAAUUCCCAAUUAGAUUAGAAGGUUUAGCUUUUAGUCAUGGUCCCUUUUCUUCUUAUGAACCUGAAUUAUUUCCAGGUUUAAUUUAUAGAAUGGUUAAACCUAAAAUUGUCUUGUUGAUUUUCGUAUCGGGUAAAAUUGUUUUAACUGGUGCAAAACAACGUGAAGAAAUUUAUCAAGCUUUUGAAGCUAUUUAUCCCGUUUUGAAUGAAUUUAGAAAAUUAUAA
This is a messenger RNA of Hansenula ciferrii, 717 nucleotides long. RefSeq names its product TATA-binding protein (gene SPT15). The coding region runs from base 1 to 717 and encodes 238 amino acids. The record is from RefSeq and is a predicted model, not a curated record. Gene Ontology annotation, molecular function: DNA binding; RNA polymerase II general transcription initiation factor activity. Gene Ontology annotation, biological process: DNA-templated transcription initiation. The transcript has a single exon. Lineage: Eukaryota; Fungi; Ascomycota; Saccharomycetes; Phaffomycetales; Wickerhamomycetaceae.